This is a messenger RNA of Scheffersomyces amazonensis, 1092 nucleotides long. RefSeq names its product low-affinity Zn(2+) transporter (gene ZRT2). The transcript has a single exon. NCBI's taxonomy places the organism in Eukaryota, Fungi, Ascomycota, Pichiomycetes, Serinales, Debaryomycetaceae. The record is from RefSeq and is a predicted model, not a curated record. Gene Ontology annotation, cellular component: plasma membrane. Gene Ontology annotation, molecular function: low-affinity zinc ion transmembrane transporter activity. Gene Ontology annotation, biological process: zinc ion import across plasma membrane. The coding region runs from base 1 to 1092 and encodes 363 amino acids.
AUGGAAGCUGUCAGUAUUUUUGCAAGAGAUACUUGUCCUGUCGGUAACGACUAUAAUGGUUCCAUGGGAGCUCGUAUUUCUUCUGUAUUUGUUAUCUUGGCUACAUCAUCAUUCGGUGCCUUCUUCCCAAUCUUAUCAUCAAGAUAUUCUUUUAUUAGAAUGCCUGGUUGGACAUUCUUUCUUGCCAAAUAUUUUGGUUCGGGUGUUAUUGUAGCUACUGCAUUUAUUCAUUUAUUACAACCUGCAAAUCAAGCUUUAUCUAGUGAAUGUUUAGGUGAAGGAUGGCAAGCAUAUCCAUAUGCUUUUGCCAUUUCUCUUUUUACACUUUUUUCACUUUUCUUCUUUGAAUUAGUUGCUUACAGACUUAUUGAUAAAAAACUUGAAUCUGAAGGUCAAUCUCAUUCACAUUUUGGUGAUGAAUCUGUUUAUGUUAAAAAAGAUAUCGAAUCUGAAUCUGAACAUGAACAUGAAGAAAAAGGUAAUAAUGAUGGUACAAAAGAAUUAGAAAAGCUUUAUCCUGAUCACUUUUCUCAUGCUCAUGAUCAUCAAGAUCCUGAAGCUAUUGGCACUCCAAUUCAAGAUAGUGAUAAAGAACAAUACUAUGGACAAUUAUUAAAUGUAUUUGUUUUGGAAUUUGGUAUUAUCUUUCAUUCUGUAUUUGUCGGUCUUACUUUAGCUGUUGCUGGUGAAGAAUUCAAAUCUUUAUAUAUUGUUUUAGUCUUCCAUCAAAUGUUUGAAGGUUUAGGUUUAGGUACUAGAAUUGCUACUACUUAUUGGCCAAAGGAUAAAAGAUGGACACCAUGGUUAUUAGCUGCUGGUUAUGGUUUAACUACUCCAAUUUCUAUUGCUAUUGGUUUAGGUGUAAGAGAAACUUAUCCACCAGAUUCUGCUAUUUCAACCAUUACUAAUGGUGUAUUUGAUUCUAUUUCUUCUGGUAUUUUAAUUUAUACUGGUAUUGUAGAAUUAAUGGCUCAUGAAUUCUUAUUCUCAAAUGAAUUUAAAGGUGAAAAUGGUUUUAAAAAGAUGCUUCUUGCCUUCUUCGUUAUGUGUUGGGGUACUGGUUUAAUGGCCUUAUUAGGUAAAUGGGCUUAA